Scheffersomyces stipitis CBS 6054 is the source of this 1443-nucleotide messenger RNA. It is a transcript of the gene PGA38, whose product is annotated as Pga38p. The coding region runs from base 1 to 1443 and encodes 480 amino acids. The record is from RefSeq and is a predicted model, not a curated record. The transcript has a single exon. Lineage: Eukaryota; Fungi; Ascomycota; Pichiomycetes; Serinales; Debaryomycetaceae.
AUGCAUAUCCACAAUACUAUGAAAGGGUUAAUAAGUGCCCUUACUCUUGCUACUGCAGUCUCGGCUGCUUCUUCAAGCUUCCCAACAAUAAGAGUCACAACAGUAUCUACUGUAGAGUGUUCCUCCUGUUUGGUGUCCCUGGCUACUUUAUACCAAAACUCUACUACAAACGCAGGAACCACUCUGACUACCUUACAAGGACUUGGAGGUAUUGCGCCAGCAGCAGCUUCAGAAGACCCAGUUUCAUCUGAUCCAACUACUCUGGUAGAUCCAGUGUCUUCAGAAGCUCCAGUUUCGUCUGAUCCAGUUUCUUCUGAUCCAGUUUCUUCUUCCGACCCAACUACUUCUGCUGAUCCAACUUCUUCUGAUCCAGUAUCGUCUGAUCCAAUUUCAUCUAUCGACCCAGUCUCUUCCGACCCAGUUUCUUCCGACCCAGUUUCUUCCGACCCAGUUUCUUCCGACCCAGUUAGCUCAGAUCCAAGUACUUCUAGUUCAGUUACUUCCUCCGACCCAGUCUCAUCCUCUUCUUCAAAGGUCAAGUCUACUAUUUAUGCUUACGAGACCGAAGUAGAAGAUGUUGCUUUCGAAGUUACCAGGACUAUCUGCCCUGACGAUAACGAGUGCUAUGUAACUACCGACUUGGAGUCUUCGACUACUUACACUACCACAGUUGAUGGUAUCUUGACAGUUAUUACCACCGGAAUUCCAGUGACCAAAUCUGAAGGUACUACCACUGUCGAUGGCGUUGAAACCAUUUUCACCACCUACUGCCCAUUGACUGAAACCACCCUGUCUUCUAAAGAGGCUGUAUCAACUGAAUCAACUACUACUGCCCCAGAGUCGUCUGCUGCCCCAGUAGAAGAUGUCACUGAGACUGAGAUCAACACUACCGUUAUUACCAUCACUUCCUGUAGCCACAAUGCUUGCAAAAAGAUUACCAAGACUACUGGUGUAACUACUGUCACCGAACCUAAUACCAUCUACACUACAUACUGCCCAUUGUCUUCUGAAUCUAUUGAGACUAGCUCUAUUGAGACUUCAGUAGAGUCUACAAUUUCAGAGACUACAACUUCUGCUACCCCAGAGCCUUCGACUUCUGUUGCAACAGAGUCCACAAUUGUUUCAGUGGCUUCGACUUCUGAAACUCCAGUGGCCGAAUCCACAGUUUCAGUUGCUUCACAGCCUGCAUCAUCAGAGGCCGUUUCUUCGGAGACUCCAGUACCAACGUCGUCUAUUAAGACUACUCCUCUUUCGACUAUUAACGUUAUCACCAACAACAUUAUCACAGAAACUGCUUCUCCAGUUACUUCGUCUGAAAUCCAGCCUAGCUACUCAGCAGAACCAUCUAUAAAUCUCUUCACAUAUGAAGGUGCUGCUGUAUCAAGCAUUAGGAACACUGGAUUCCUCAGUAUAUUUGUUGCUUUGGCUCUUGCUGUCAUAUAG